Molecule: messenger RNA, 2873 nt
Organism: Scatophagus argus
Lineage: Eukaryota; Metazoa; Chordata; Actinopteri; Scatophagidae
Product: storkhead-box protein 1-like
Exons: 2
Coding region: 331-765 (144 amino acids)
Biological process (GO): positive regulation of transcription by RNA polymerase II
Cellular component (GO): cytoplasm; nucleus
Molecular function (GO): RNA polymerase II transcription regulatory region sequence-specific DNA binding; DNA-binding transcription activator activity, RNA polymerase II-specific
Source: RefSeq, a predicted model, not a curated record
UUGAACGCAGCACAAGUCCUCGCCUCUUUUGUGGCUGAAAAUAGGCCCUAAUACUCUUUGACAGUUGAGUGCGCGUCGUGUCAGGUUGCAGAUUUGCCUGAUUUUACAUGGAGCACCUGCAUUUUUCCAGCGUCGUCUUGCAGGCGACGAGAUCGGCGCAGCGUGGUUUACUUUCACCCAGCACUUCAUUCCUGCAGUAUAUUAAACACAGCUGAGAUUAUCAAGCACUUUUUGGACAGAAACGUAACACUACGUGGUCUGAACAGUUGAUUAAACUACAGUUUUCUUUGAUUUCUAUGCGGCUCAAAGUUAAACUUGCCUGAAGCAGACAUGGAGAAGUUCCUUCAGGUCGCUCCGCACUCUCUGGCUCUGGUCCUGUCGCAGGUUUGCCCAGAAGAAGAUAAAGAGGAUUCAUCAUCACCGGCCGUGCCUCCAGUGAAGUUACAGCAUCACAGCGGCUACGAGGUGUUCGCUCAUUUCAAAGCCGCAAACAUGCAGCAUUUCUGGAACAAGGCGCUGACGCACGCCCUGUCCGAGAUCUUCUUCCUCGGCUGGAUAGAUGAGCGUGUGCUGCUGAUCCAGGGGAAAGAAGUUCAUCUUCAAGUCCUCAGGAACGGAUGGACCAGGCGGACCCUAAAACCACCACAGGGCUUUGACAUCGACUGCAUAGCAUCGCAGGCAAAGUCUCAUCUAUUUCCAUUGUUUAUCGAGAGAGGGCAGGCAUCUCAACAGCUGGCAUCUUCAAAACUCGGCAGCUCACACUGAAACAGUCUAGAAUGGACAGACACCACUUCAGGUAAGUAGUUGCAAAUUUUGCAAUGAAUUGACCCCUUAAAUCACAAAACUGACAAAACUGAAUGAAACUGCAUCAGGGAGGCCUUGCAUAGCUGUGCACCUGGUUACAGGUAUUCUGCACCUUCCUUCAAGAAUGAACUGCUUGACAGACUCAAGUUAGAGGCACUAACGCCUUCUGUUUACUGACAUUUUAGUAGUAAUUGCGGACGUUUUAAUUAAGUGACUGUAUUAGUGAUGACUAUUGCCUUUAGCUCUGGGUUCUCAUUUGUAAAUCUUUAUCUCCAUCUUGAUAAAGCUAAAUGAGCUACCUGAAUAGUUAAGGAAAUUGCUGAUGGUUAGAUUGAUGAAACUGUGUUUAGCGUUCAGCACUCAGAGAUGGAAGUCUCGCAGCUUACUUACAAAGACUUGUGACUUGACUUGGGUGUGCCCUCAAGGACUUGAGACUUGUGUUGAGAUUUGUUUUGUUGUCGUUACUCCACCAGCCAACCAACAAAGAACCAAAAGUAGAGAAAAGAGUUCCUCAAUGCUAGCUCAACAAUUGGACAAUUCUUCUUCAUUUCAUCAGUGCCUUUCAUUGCAGGGUCUUCGUGAGGGUGAUAGGUACAGGAUUUGUAAAAACAUGUCCUACUCUACAAGAUGGCAAAAUCAGGGAUUUAGAUUUGGUUUUAUAAGACUUGAGAUGUGGACUUUUUCUUGAUUGACUCAAGACUUUGGAUGUGUCCCAAGAGACCCUGAAAGCAGUCUGUUACUCCCCUUUUGGUUAGUUUCCAAUGUUUCUCUUUUUUCCCUGCCGCUUCUCAGUGCUUGUCAUAUGUUGACUGUUGUUACAUUUGAUCAUAUGAAUUCCUAUCUGACAGAUUUACUUUGAAUUUGCAUCUCUUCAGAGCUCUGCUGAUUUCAACACCUCUUUAAUAACUGGCUAAUGCUGCUGAUUUGGUCCUUUUUUUGUAAUUAGUAAUUUUUUUUUUUAAUUGAAAUAGUUUUCCCUGAGGUUGCUAUGUGCUGUUGUCUACUCCCUCUGUGACUCAACAGUUCCUCUGGCAGGUUGCAUGAAACUAGUCGAAGCUAGUCUGAUGAGAGCAGUUAAGGCAGCAUCUCACCUUAUAACCUCGGCCUGCUUCAUAUUAUGUAGACUUACUCAUUCACAUAAAAGAGCCAUGACUUAGUUUUUCUCCAGUUCAGCAUUCCCACACUCAUACUCAUCUUCUUCUGACAAGGCUAUAACUCAUGUAUGUGCUGGGACAGGUUCAUAUCACUUGCGGUAUUGUUAACCGUUGCGCCCAUCGUGCAGCCUUUACAACCUUGCCCUCAGCAUGUCAUAGAUCACCUUAUUUAUGUCUUUUUCAUAAUAGAGCCUCAGUUUAGAUUACCGAGUCCAUCGGCGAGCAACAUCAAACUGUGAUAAAUUUCUCAUAUUGAUCAUAGUUUGAAGCUGACAGACACCUUUUACAUUACUAAAUGCACCAGUAAUAUGAGCUUAUGUGGUGCAUCCUUCAGGCAGUUUGAAGGGAUAAAAGUAAAAUACUGUUUAUUUUGUGUUUUAUAAGAGGGGGAAAUAGUAAUACACUAUUAUACACAACAUGAGCUGUCAGGAGAAAGAAGCAGUGGUGCUAUCUCACUCAGCAAAGUCUGUAUGUUUAAAGCUGCAUUCAUCAGUAUUUUUACAUUAAUGGUGGGUCAAAUGAGUACCUUGAAAGGUGUUACUGCCAGUGACAAACCAGACAAUUGUCACCAAAAUGUACCCUUCCUUUCAUUUAAGCAUCUUUCUGCUUGUCGUUUUGUUUUUAGAGCCCACAGCUUUACUGUUUCGGUUUGGCAGCUGUUUUCAGUGAAAAAGUUCUAAUAAGCUGACUAUAUACUGCCUAGCUAGCAAUAAAACAUAUAAAGUUAGCAGCUAGCAGGCAAACAAUGGAUCUGGUUUAGUGGAGCAUGUACAUAAUAUAGUCAAAAGUAUCCAGACACAGCUUAAGGGGUUGGGCUCGGACCCUUACUUCCAGUGAAGGGAAGUCUUAAUGCUUCAGCACACCAAGACAUUUUGGACAAUGCUAUGCUUCCAACUUUGUGGCAGGUUGUUGAAG